Blastomyces gilchristii SLH14081 is the source of this 2273-nucleotide messenger RNA. RefSeq lists its product as uncharacterized. The record is from RefSeq and is a predicted model, not a curated record. Bases 1062 to 1502 code for a protein of 146 amino acids. NCBI's taxonomy places the organism in Eukaryota, Fungi, Ascomycota, Eurotiomycetes, Onygenales, Ajellomycetaceae. The transcript has 2 exons.
CUGACACGCGUGUGGGGUUUCAACGAUAAAUGUAGACAGAGUGGGACAGGCGUGCGAUCGUGCAAACACGGAUACUGAUGUUCUAGCGCCUAGGAGUAAUCGGAGGAGGUUAUUGAGAUGGGAUCGUAGAGCGAAAAACCAUACACCGGGGAUUUUCAACGGUGUGUUAUUUACCCGCUUCCCCAGGUUCAUGGUAGGUAGGGGAAGUUAUGCGCGGCUCCCAAGGUGAAUCCACAGUUUGGAAGGUUCUGGGGCAGACCGAGGGCGCAAACCGAGGGCGCCAGGAACGCGGUGAACAAAGAGCGGGUCGAUGAGACAGGAGCACGGGGCUUAUCCUAAACACGAGGAAUAAGGCAUUGGCAGUCAGUACUCAACACAGUCAUUAUUGGCCGCAUUAUUUCGCAGAGUCCGAGCGGAAUGAGGAUUGUGGGGAGGGGGGAUGGGGUAGAGUCGAGGAGCCUGACUGAGGGGGGUGGAGGGAGGAGGCGAAAUGCAAAAUGGCAGCUUUGCUAACUAACUAAUCCGGAAACAUGUGAAGCGCCCGGUCACGGGAUUAUUAAUUGGGUUGGGUUGUUGUGCGUAGACUCCAGCUUCUUCAGUCAACGCAACCAGCAAUCGGUCAGCCAGACACGCGAGCAGCGGAUCGAUCCGUGGAGCCGGAAAAGCACCAAGGCGGGUGAUUCAGUCGGCAGAGUGUGCGGGAAGCGGAGCUAAUCAUUGACGCCACAUACUUUAUCUAUGACACCAGGGAUGUUGACACUUUUGUGCGGAGGAGGGGAGGGAGAGGGGAUGGUGUGACUGACUGUGGGUGAGAGAUGUGAAGAAGAGAGAGGAGCGGGAAAGAAACAACGGCGGCAAGCGUUUCGUCUCUCCAAGUCACUCCAGAGAACUCAAGAGAUCGUACUGCGCUCCGUCUGUCUGACUAUAAUAUUAAGACUGUGCGUCGUCAGUGGGCCUCCGCUAGAGCGUUUGAUCCCCUACAGGCAAUAACCUCUAGCAGGGUUUCAGCAGAUAUACCGUACAGCGCCAAAGGCGUGUGCUGGUGGGAUAGGGAUGAUAAGAUGAUCCCCCGGUUGGAGAUACAAUCGGACGUCUCGGCGGAAAUCCCCACGGUCCAGGUGAACAGCAAGAGCCUUCCAAUCCUUAAUAUUAUUCAUUUUGCUUUGCCACAACUGAUCAAGGGAAAGCGGCGCUAUUUUAGUACGGCGGCCAAGCAGGCAGGAGAAAGCACUUCUAAGUGGAAGUUUAUGUUGGAGGCGAUUGAUGAGACAGUGGCAUGGCUAGUAGACUACAUAUUACGGUGGUGCGGACCAAGUCAUCGAAAGGGGAUUUCGAGAAGCUUCGGGCCCAACAGAUUUUAUUUCCUUUUUAUGUUACGGAGCGCAUGGCUGUUUGCUACGACAUCUAUCUCGAUACCUCUCUACCCAGCAGGUAGCGUGCUGUCACUCGAGGAUGGGGAGAAUCAGGAACUAACAAAAGGGAUCUUAAUUGAAGUGCAGUGAGGAGAAUGGGAAGCAACGUAUCUCAGAGGCGGAUCGGUUCGCUAUAGGGUUUGCUGAAGAGUUAGCCUUCCCUUCCAGGCAGAUUGAAGGCAGGCAUCGAUGCCCAAGGGUGUCCGGCUGCGUCCACCGGUAAUCCCAUGGGUGGGUGGGUAUCUGUGGCUCUCUAGUCAGCUAAACAUAUGGAAGCGACGGCAUCCAUGGGUCCAUCCAUAACUAAUAAUUACGUGCUGCAUAAAUGAUGGUGGCUGGACGGGCGGCACAUCGCUGCUUGUACGGAGUACAGGUGCAGGAGUGACCCUGUGAUUUGGGAAGUUUGUGUUGCAGUUGCCCCUCCAUUUUCCCGCGCUCAUCUGCUGCCAACUGGUUUAUUUUUGCUUACAAUAAUGAUUGAAUUGCCCCACGCAGCUCCAGGCUCUAGAAAAUAUGGGAAAGAAGCUGCAUGGUUUCAAGUCAGGAGGCUCUGUGACCAGAUCUUCUCAAGGUUGCCGACUCCUCACGGACACUCACUCCCUCCCUCCCCUCCCACAACAAAAAACUACAAAUCCGGGAUCUUCACCAUGAGCGGAGUGAGAAAGUGGGGAAAGACUGCGAAGGAGCACGGCGUAAUUUGGGGGUGGGGGUCGUUUGAAAAAAUAAGCAGCCAUGAAGAAACCGGAACUGGCUAGGCCGCACGGAAUUGAACCCCCUAUUUUGAAAUAGAAUAUAAAAAUACAUAAAAUACAUAAAGUACAUAAAGAAUUAAAAGAAAUAAAUCUCUCAAUAAAAUAAAAA